Molecule: messenger RNA, 1369 nt
Organism: Salmo salar (Atlantic salmon)
Lineage: Eukaryota; Metazoa; Chordata; Actinopteri; Salmoniformes; Salmonidae
Gene: dand5
Product: DAN domain family, member 5
Biological process (GO): determination of heart left/right asymmetry
Source: RefSeq, a predicted model, not a curated record
AAUCUGGAACAAAAUAUCGAAGAAAAAAUGACUUCCUUCAUCAACUUUGUGUUUUUGUCCACAUUUUCUGCCGUGGCUUUGUCUCUUCCAUUCCCUCACAACUCCAUCAAGAGCGUUCCGAAGAAUGGCACAAGUCGGGACUUUGAAUCAUCCGGUAACGGUCCAGUCGAUGAACAGGAGCCUAUUCGGGGAACGGUCAAAGUAGUCAAACUCAACCCCAAUAACCUGGGUCUGUCGGGUCUUUUUAGACGAGGCGGGAUUUCCCCACGAGGUGCGCCCAGUCCGAGGAUGCCUUUCCCAGGCUUCUUGUCCAUGGGACGCCCUGGCCCUCCUGCGCUCCCUGCCAAAGCAGCUGCGGUGCCUCUGCAUCCACUGUCACAUCUGCACCACGACGGUCAGGGCAAUGGCGGGGUGGGUAUGAAGAAGAGGCAGGGAUUUGAGAUGUGGCAGAGGGCCAUGGAUAAGAGCGACCACAGUAAGACCAUGUCCAUGUCGCUGCCCCUCAGUCUGAAGGACUCUGCCAACAGACAGAGCUGCGCCGCGGUGCCUUUUACUCAGCGGAUAACGUCCGAGGGCUGCGAUGCGGUGACGGUCCACAACAAACUGUGCUUCGGUCAAUGCAGUUCGCUGUUCGUCCCGUCUGGUUGGGAGUCUGCCAGGCUGACGGGUGCAGGGGGACACCGCCGUGCGCCCUGUUCCCGCUGCGCUCCAUCCAAGGCCCACACGGUGACCGUGCCUCUGCGCUGUGGGAUGGAGGUGCGGGAGAAGCGCGUGAUGGUGGUGGAAGAAUGCAAGUGUGAGACUGGUCGCGAGGAGGGGAAUAUCGAGGCUGUGGCCUCCAUGCACUUGUAACUGAAGAUACUGUAGUUUAAGGGAGACAUUUUCCUAGUGCAAAAGCUCUGUGUGAAUUAGAAAACGCACACUGGGAGAUUAUAAUGAAGUUUACAGUAUUUUUUGCACAUUGCAACGCAACAUUUUUGCACUACGAAAAUAUGACCCUAAAUGCUCGUUUCACCCCUCACAGCACCUGAUCUAGCCUGUUUUGAUGAUUCGAUUCAUUGUUUUUGGACAGACAAUAUUUAUAUUGUGAUGCCAGAUGUGGACAUUGAUUAUGUGUAUUGUAUGUGAGAGUCUGAAUUUCUAAUUCAGAGAAACGAUUUGGAGGCAAAUGCCACCAAUGAUUGUUGACAAGUGACUAACAUUUUUAGUCAUGAACAUUUCUGUUCAACUCUACGGCAGAAUGAGUCAUCCACUCUGGACAGUGUAAUAAUGUUGAAUAAGUUGUUCAGUUUCAUCUGAACUGAACUGCAUUUUGUUUUUGUGAAAUAAAAAUGUCAAUCUAUUUUUGGCUUAUCACUUGUUUUUUUUA